Messenger RNA from Vicia villosa (hairy vetch), 549 nucleotides. Its product is annotated as pentatricopeptide repeat-containing protein At2g13600-like. Gene Ontology annotation, molecular function: RNA binding; protein binding. Gene Ontology annotation, biological process: RNA modification. Lineage: Eukaryota; Viridiplantae; Streptophyta; Magnoliopsida; Fabales; Fabaceae. The transcript is spliced from 3 exons. The coding region runs from base 1 to 549 and encodes 182 amino acids. The record is from RefSeq and is a predicted model, not a curated record.
AUGACAGAAUCUUCAUUUGGCAAGAACAGGCUCAUUGAUGUUUAUGGGAAAUGCGGAUUUUUGGAAGACGCGUGCAAGGUGUUUCAUCAUAUGCUGCACAGAAACACUUUCAGUUGGAAUGCGGUUUUAAGUGCUUUGACAAAGUGUGGUGCUCUUGAUGCGGCUUUGAGCUUGUUUAAGUGUAUGCCUGAGCUUGAUCAGUGUUCUUGGAAUUCUAUGGUGUCUGGUUUUGCUCAAAGGGAUUGUUUUGAGGAAGCAUUGAGAUUCUUUGUUGAUAUGCAUAAUGAGGAUUUUGUGUCUUGUUACUCGUUGGAUGUUUAUAUGGGUUCUGCUCUAGUUGAUAUGUACUCGAAGUGUGGGGUGGUGGAGAGUGCUCAGGGAGCUUUUGAUGAUAUGGGUGUGAGUAAUGUAGUUUCGUGGAACAGUUUGAUUACAUACUAUGAGCAAAAUGGUCAUGCUGGUAAAGCUUUAGGGUUUUUUGUGGGGUUGAGCCUGAUGAGAAUACUUUGGCUAGUGUGGUUAGUGCUUGUUCAAGCUUAUCCACAAUGA